This is a messenger RNA of Engraulis encrasicolus (European anchovy), 5714 nucleotides long. It is a transcript of the gene zc3h18, whose product is annotated as zinc finger CCCH-type containing 18. Gene Ontology annotation, molecular function: RNA binding; metal ion binding. NCBI's taxonomy places the organism in Eukaryota, Metazoa, Chordata, Actinopteri, Clupeiformes, Engraulidae. The transcript has 20 exons. Gene Ontology annotation, cellular component: precatalytic spliceosome. Bases 35 to 4183 code for a protein of 1382 amino acids. The record is from RefSeq and is a predicted model, not a curated record.
UGCAGGGUUUACAAUUUUCUCCGAACAAUCAUCUAUGGAUACCCCGGAGAGCCCUACCCAGUCCCCACAGUCACCAGAGGAGGAGGAAAAGGGCAUCUCUGACAGCGAGCUCCUGGACUCGCCCGAUGGCCCGGAUCAGGGCGCCGUGUCGGACAGCGAGCUGCUGAAUGAUGAUGAUGAUGAUGAUGAGGAGGAGGAGGGGCGGGUGGAUGGAGAUCGCGCCAGUCUCGGCAGAGACUCUGACCUCGAUGACGAUGAGGAGGAGGAUGAAGGUCUCGGAAGAGGACGAGGUGGAGGUGGAGUUGGAGGGGGAGGUGGUGCUGGUGAUAGUGGUGUAGGUGUAGCAGUAAGGCACGACGCUGUGUCUGAUCCAGAGGACGAUGGCAUGGAUCAGUUAGAUUAUAGAAAUGCAGCCGAUGCUGCUGUUGACAUGCCAGGAGGACGCGCCGGUGGUGGUGGUGUAAUGAUGAUGGGAGCAGAUACAAACGCAAACAGUCAUCAGUCGGCCGAGGAAGACGACGAAGAGGAGGAGCGGGAGCAAGAACGGGAGCGCGAGGAGAGAAUCAGCCCCGAGUCACCCGACUUCGACCACGAGCAACAGGAGCAGGAGCAGCAGCACCGCAGUCCUCCCCGAGUCAGCCCCGAGUCGCCGGACUUCCAACACGAGCAGCAGCACCACAGUCCUCCACGCGUCAGCCCAGAGUCACCCGACUUCCAACACGAGCAGAAGCAGCCUCACAGUCCUCCCCGAGUCAGCCCUGAGUCGCCCGAUGGCGGCCUACCCGAAGAGGAUGAUGACGAUGAUGACGAGGAAGAACAAUCAGCCCGCGUCCCUCUCCCUUCUGCAAAGCCACCAGCGAGGCCCGGCCAUGUCGAGGAGGAUGAGGAGGAUGAUGAAGAUGAGGAGGAGGAGGAAGAGGAGAUGAUGGCGUCGCGGAGGAGGCGCGGCGUGGUGGUGGUCAGCGACGUGACCAAGGACGAAUCCUCCUCCGUGUCCCGCGAGCUGGACGAGCACGAGCUUGACUACGACGAGGAGGUGCCGGAGGAGGCCAGCGCGCCCCCGCCUCCUCCCAGACAGGAGCAGCAGCAGCGGACCGAUGAGGAGGAGGAGGAAGAUGAGGAGAAAAAGGCACAGCAGCAGCGGCGGGAGGAGGAGAAAGGGCCGGAGGAGGUCAGCCCCACCAAGCCCAAGAGGGAGCGCAUACUGCCACCCCCCUCCGACAAAGACACGCCGCCCAAGAGGUCAGACGACUACCGCGGGGGAGACCGCCUCAGAAGAGACUCCCUCAGAGACAAGAAGAAGGACGAGGACGAUGGAGAGAUCGAUGAGGGGGAGAUAGAUGAUGAUGAUCUGGAAGAAGGGGAGGUAAAGGACCCAAUGGAUCGCAAGAUUCGGCCCAGGCCUACCUGCAGGUUCUUCAUCAAAGGAAACUGCACCUGGGGCAUGAACUGCAGGUUUAUCCACCCCGGCGUGAACGAUAAGGGCAACUACUCCCUCAUCAGCAAGCCCGACCCCUUCUCACACAACGGGGGGCCCCAGGGAGGAGGACCACACCCCCUCAUGCCCAACACCCCAUGGGGUGCCCCUGCCGUUGAGGAGCUGCCCCCUCCCCCUCCCCCCAUGGAUCCCCCAGUAGAGAGUGCAUGGGAGAGGGGCCUGCGACAUGCCAAAGAGGUGCUGAAGAAGGCUACUAUUCGUAAAGAGCAGGAGCCAGACUUCGAGGAGAAGCGCUUCAACGUCACCAUCGGCGAGGACGAGCGCGAGUUCGACAAGGAGAACGAGUUCUUCAGGGAGCGUGGCUACCGCAUUACCCGGGAGAUCCGAGACGCUGGGGACAUGGAAUUCCGAGAGCUGGGCUAUGGGAAUGACCCGUAUGCUGACCCCUAUUACGACUAUGAGAUGGAGACGCUGUGGAGGGGAGGCCAGUAUGAGAACUUCAGAGUGGAGUACUCAGAGACCCCUUUACCAUACCACUAUGCAGAGCGAGAACGUGAGCGUGACCCGCGUGAGCGUCACCCGCGUGACCGCGAGCGAGAGAGGGAGUGGGAACGCGACCACCGCGAGCGUGAGCGGCGGCAGCGGGAGAGGGAACGGGAGCGAGACCGCGAGCGUGACAAGGAGCGGCUAGAGAGGCAGCAGCGACGCAAAGAGGAGUGGGAACGCGACCGCAUCAAACGCGAUGACAAGGAGCGCGGCGGCGGCGGCGGCCCGCGAGAACGAGCCCUGCGCGAACCCCGCGACAAGAAGGAUGACAAGGACAAGCCCAAGAUCCCCCGCUCGCCCGGCGGCAUGCCACCCAGAGGGCCUAUGGAGCCUCCGAUGAAGAAGGAUAUGGUUGCCAUGAUGAAGCGUCCGGAUGAGUGGAAGGACCCGUGGCGGCGGUCCAAGUCUCCACGGCGACGUCCCGGCAUGACCGGAUCCCCACCUCGCGGCCGACGCAGACACCGGCCCUCCGCAUCCUCCGUCUCACUAUCAAACUCCUCCAGGUCAUCGUCGCGCUCUUCGUCAUAUACCGGCUCGGGCUCGUCUCGCUCGAGAUCGCGCUCCUCAUACAGCUCUUACUCCAGCCACUCCUCACAGCACAGCUCCUUCAGCGGCAGCAGAUCACGUUCCAGAUCCUACUCCUCCUCGCCCUCCCCCCAUCCACCUGCCCAGAGGAACCCAGCCAAGGCCAAGCCUGACCAGCCUCCUCCUGCUUCCAAAGGGCCCAUGCAGAAGCCUGGCGGGAUGCCCCCACCGCGCCGAGACAAGCCCCCUCCCAAAAAGAUGCCCAGCCCCACCACACAGCCCAGCCAGCCCCCCACAGACGGACCCAAGCCCCCGCCGCCCAGGGGAGGAGGUGGAGGUGGACCAGGGGGAGGAGGAGGAGGUGGUGGAGGAGGAGGUGGUGGUGGAGGAGGUGGUGGGGGAGGGGAGCCUCCUGCCAAGCCACCCCCCAACGCCAGAGAAGGACGCCCCAACACCAGAGAAGGACGCCCCAACACCAGAGAAGGACGCCCCAACGCCAGAGAGGGACGCCCCAACAUCAGAGAGGGACGGCCCAACACCAGAGAGGGACGCCCCAAAGACAGGCCCUACCCACCAAGACCAAGGAGGCGGACGCUGAGUGGCAGUGUAAGUGGGAGUGGCAGCAGCUACACAGGCUCCAGCUCACGCUCUAGAUCCUCAUCAGGCUCGCGAUCACGCUCCGGAUCACGCAAGUCCAGGAAAUCCAGGUCUCUGAGUGUGAGUAGUGUGUCUUCUGAGUCGUCUGCCUCGUCCAGUAGUAGUUCUGUGCGUAGUGCCGACUCUGACGACAUGUACGCUGACUUGGCCAGUCCCGUGUCCUCGGCCAGCUCGCGGUCGCCUACGCCAGGACACCCCCGCAAGGGCCGGGAGGGCAGGGAGGGACGUGAGGGCCGCGGGCCCCCCAGGGACAACCAGGGGCCAAACAAAGACAGAGGCAAGCCCCCAAAGAAAGAGGAGCCCUUCAGAGACGAGCGGAGGCGUAUGAGUCCGUCAGGGCCCCCCUUCAGGCCCGGCUCGGGCGGCUCCAUGCAGCGAUCGGGCCCCAGCAACAGGGGCCACCCCAUGCACCCACACCACAUGGGGCCCCCGGGGGGCUACGGAUCACACAAGGACAUCAAGCUCACCCUGCUCAAUAAGCAGCAGCAGCCAGAUCGAGGCAACAGGAAACGUUUUUUCCCAUCCGAUAAGGAGCGGCCAACAUCCCCCCUCAGCAAGAGGAUAGCCAUGUCCCCAGACAGAGGUCGGGACAGGAGGAUGCCUGGAGGACGACCCCCCCUCUCCCCCAGAAUGGAGAGGCCCCGAGGCCAGGGCCCCCGCCUCAUGCCCCCACCUGGGGAAAGCCGAAAGCGACCGCUCUCCCCGUCGCCAUCCCCCAAGUCUUCUGGCAAGGGUCCAGGGUCCAUGCCGCCAGGCAAACCCACAGGCCCGGCCUCCUCUGGCUCUGCGGGCCCCGCCGGCUCUUCGGGCCCCGCCAUGCCUUCCUCCGGGUCUGCGUCUGGCUCCAGCUCUGCCAUGGGCGGUGCUGGUGCUGGUGGUGGUGGUGGUGCAGGAGGGUCGGGUUCUGGUUCUGGGAAGCCCAGCAACACGCUGAGCCGGCGAGAGGAGCUGCUGAAGCAGCUGAAGGCCGUGGAGGACGCCAUCGCUCGCAAGAGAGCCAAGAUACCCGGCAAGUAGAGCCGGCCGGACAUACGGACAGACAAGAUGGACGCACAGACAAGAUGGACGCCAAACAACAACGGGCCGCAGAUGACACGACACGACACACCGAAGGGAGGGGACCGCAGGAGGAGGGCGGAGGGGGGAGGAAUAGAGAAGAGAAGAGCCACACCUCCCUCUCUCCUCUCCUCCCCUGCUGUCUUUGUUAUUCUCUCUCUCUCUUUCCCUCUCCACCCCUGUUCAUCUGCCGCCUCCUCGUCCUCGUCCUCUUCCUCCUCCUCCUCCUCUUCCUCCUCUUCUUUGUUCUUCCACCCCAAACACCCUCUCAGCUGAGCAAAGCGCUCUGGUGGCUGUUCAUACAGUACGCAUCGGUCUCGGCGGCUGUUCGUACAGUACUCACGGCUCUCGCUGCAGAGAGGAAAAUGGAGGCAUGGACUAGCAGUUUGAAGACAGGAUGGACAGACGGAUUGAUGUAAAGAUGGAUGGAUGGACGGACGGACGGACGGACAAAUAAAAAAUAAAGAAAAGCAACAGCAAAAACAAACAAUCUAAAGCAGCAGAGAGCGUGGGCCGCCGCUGGAGAUGCCAGUCUUGGUUUGUGUGUGUCCUUUUGGGAGGGGUUUGUGUAGAUUUUAUACGGAUGUUGUAGAUGUGUGGAGAGGGAAGAGGUCACCCCUCUCCUCUCCUCUCCCUGAAAUGAACUCUAGGAGAUUUUCUUUUUCAUUUUUUAUUUUUAUUUUUUAUUAAUAACAAACAAUAAAUACAGUUCAUCUCUCCAGGUUCACUAAAAAAAGGCCCUCUACCCCACCUCUUUCUGUCUCUCUCUCUCUCUCUCUCUCUCUCUCUCUCUCUCUCUCUCUCUCUCUCUCUCUCUCUCUCUCUCUCUCUCUCUCUCUCUCUCUCUCUCUCUCUCUCUCUCUCUCUCUCUCUACUCCCCCGUGUUCUUGUCCUGUUUGUGAAUGGGAGCGCUGAGAAUAGGAAUUGCUGUGCUUGAUGUACGAUACACUGAAGAUUCUGAAGAUUAAGUGCGGCAUCUCGAUAACGUGGUGAUUCACCUUACAGCUGCGCUUUAUUUCUUGUCUAUUUGAUUUAUACGACCCAACACCCUCCUCUCAGUCCCUUGCCAGUGACCCCUCCUCCACCUUGUCCAAUGUGAUGUUGACUAUUUCUCAUUUCAAACUCUCAACUGUUUCAAGUCCCUAAACUGUUUGGGUGUUUUUUUCAACUGGUCAUCCUCCAAGUGUGUACAAUUAAUAGAAAGCCGAAGACAAGCAAGUUUCUUUUAAAAAGAAAAGUCUAUUAUUCUAGAGCUCGAAUGACAGUGAUGUGAAAUAUUGCUUUUUUUUUUUUUUUUAAUUUUAAAAAAUUGUUUCGUUUUCUAGCUCAACUCCAGUAAUAAAAACAGUUUUACUCGUCCCUUGUUUUGUUUUUUAGUUGAGACAAGUGUGAGAGGUUGUAUCUGGGACGUCUGAAAAUGAGGAGCUGCUCCCUCGAGCUUUUUUGUGACAGGAAAAAAAAAGCUUCUAAAUAAACUAUUUUGAUAAAGAGA